UGCUCUCCAAAGUGUCGCAACAUGUUUGUGGUGGAGUCCAUCUGCGUUGCCUGGUUCACUCUGGAGUUCGUGCUGCGCUUCGUCAAUGCUCAAAGCAAGCUAGCCUUCGCUCGUGGCCCACUCAACAUUAUUGAUGCCAUCGCUAUCUUGCCGUACUAUGUGUCCUUGGUACUGGAUGUGGGUGAUGAGUCCCAGGAGGAUGUCAUCAUGGGAGCCAGCAGGGGCUACCUGGAUAAGCUGAGUUUAAUCCUGCGCCUGCUGCGAGCCCUACGAAUCCUCUACGUGAUGCGGUUAGCACGCCACUCUUUGGGCCUACAGACGUUGGGGCUGACCAUGCAGCGCAGCUUGAGGGAGUUUGGUCUGCUGCUGCUCUUUGUCUGUGUGGCUGUCACACUCUUUGCACCUCUGGUCCAUCUGGCAGAGAGCGAGCUGGCACCAUUGGCUGCCAUUAACCCCCACCACAGGUUCAGCAGCAUCCCAGCCUCCUACUGGUGGGCCAUCAUCUCCAUGACCACAGUGGGCUACGGCGACAUGGUGCCGCGCAGCGUCCCUGGACAGAUGGUGGCGCUCAUCAGCAUCUUGAGUGGUAUCCUUAUCAUGGCGUUUCCCGCCACCUCCAUAUUUCAUACGUUUUCCCGCUCAUAUCAGGAGCUGAAGCAGGAGUAUGAGCGGGUUUGGAAGCAGGAGCAACACGAGGAGAAGGAUGAUCACUCACCGGAUAAAGAAUCAAUGUCCAACAAGAUGCAUCCAUCGAAACUUCCACCUGCGGCUUUCUGA
Molecule: messenger RNA, 777 nt
Organism: Nematolebias whitei (Rio pearlfish)
Lineage: Eukaryota; Metazoa; Chordata; Actinopteri; Cyprinodontiformes; Rivulidae
Product: potassium voltage-gated channel subfamily G member 4-like
Exons: 1
Coding region: 22-777 (251 amino acids)
Biological process (GO): potassium ion transmembrane transport
Cellular component (GO): voltage-gated potassium channel complex; membrane
Molecular function (GO): delayed rectifier potassium channel activity
Source: RefSeq, a predicted model, not a curated record